Molecule: messenger RNA, 423 nt
Organism: Microthlaspi erraticum
Lineage: Eukaryota; Viridiplantae; Streptophyta; Magnoliopsida; Brassicales; Brassicaceae
Source: the annotation of a GenBank genome assembly
AUGGGGCGUCUCAUAAACGGAGUUGGUCUCUUGGCUUUGUUUUGGCUCCAUGUUUUUGUGGUGAAUAAUGUGGCUGCGAGAGAUAGUGUGGGCUUUAGCAAAGAUGUAGAGAAGAAGACCUUGAUAGGAGGAGGCAUUGGCAAAGAUGAAGAACAGAAGACCUUCCUAGGAGGCUUUGGGAGAGGUGGUGGUUUCGGUGGUGGACUUGGUGGAGGCUUUGGGAGAGGUGGUGGACUUGGUGGAGGCUUUGGGAUUGGUGGUGGUUUCGGUGGUGGACGUGGUGGAGGUUUUGGAAAUGGUGGUGGACUUGGUGGGGGCUUUGGCAAUGGCGGUGGACUUGGUGGAGGCUUUGGCAAUGGCGGUGGACUUGGUGGACGCGGAUUCGGAAACGGAUUUGGGUUUGGCGGUGGAGGUCACCACUGA